AUGGGAGACGGAGGUGGCAGGUCAUCGGCAAACUGUUCCCUCUUCUGGGAUAGUUACGUUAACGUCAAAUAUUCCGGAUCCUGUGAUGUUGAUUUUAUGGACGAAGUCGAAUACCCGAGUUUCGUUCGACUAUAUGUCUCGAUUUCGUUGUCCGUACUCGGGGCCUUUUUCAAUUUUUGGGCGCUUAUACUGUUGAUACUUGAUUAUCGUGGCCCACCGCCUGGUGCAUCGUCCGUCUGUGUGCAAAGCAAGUCAGGCCAAAGUGGAAAGAGUCAAAAAUCCUCCCACGGUGGCACCAAAAGGACGACAAUGCAAGUUGGGCUAAUGAUCUUCUGUUUAUUUGAAGUUCUCUAUCACGCGGCGUACACUGGGGGCGAAGGAAUUAAUCUGUACGCCUACAAAAUUAUAUACAAAGGCACUAUUCCCAAGCCCAUCAACGGAAGUCUUUCCCACGUAUUCUCUGUUCUACCCCCCUUGUCGAGUUUCUUUAAUUGGUUUCGAGAUACGGGAAUAUGCGGUCGUAACUGGGCCAUCACCCUUAUAACCAUUGCAAGAGCCGAAGUUGUUGUUUGGCCUUUGGCUUCGCGAUUUUACCAACGUUGCUUGAGAAAAAAGAGGAUUUUUCUUCUUGUGUUCAGUCUUUUUGCAUUGACUGGUGUCAUUAUCUCCGGCGUUCGACGAUUUGAUCAAAAGAUUAGUGUUUGUUAUAGUGAGAAAUUCACCUCUCAUUGUAUAAAAUCGGAAGUAUUCUUGCUGUCAGAUCUCAAACGCUUCUCUGCUGCUUACUUUUCUUUUCAAACACUUCUUCCCUGGCUCCUCAUUCUCAUCUUUACAACACUAAUAAUCAUUCAAUUGAAACCUUGCAAAAAGGAGUCGCAAGAUUUUUUGCAUCAUCCAAAUGCAAAAUCAGGAGGCCGGGAUAAUCACCUCAGGGCGUCGAUCGCGGUGACGGUAAUCGCCGUGUUCUGCACCAUCUUUGAGUUUCCUACAUUUGCCGUCUCAAUGUACUACAUUGCGGGCGAUCCGGAUGUUGGCCUGGGUGUGUGGGACAUCGUCGCCAACACUCUGCUGCAGAUCGAUUCAAUCGCCAACUUUUUCCUCCUAAUAAUUACGAUGCCGUCUCUGCGACGGCGUUUAGGGGGAACCAAGGCAACGCGAAGUCACGUUCGGGAAGCCAGCACGACCGAAAUGAGGACGGUUGUAGCCGAUUCGGAGCUCACUUCGAAGGACCGGCGCUGA
Messenger RNA from Mesocestoides corti, 1239 nucleotides. The record is from the annotation of a GenBank genome assembly. Lineage: Eukaryota; Metazoa; Platyhelminthes; Cestoda; Cyclophyllidea; Mesocestoididae.